Rhineura floridana is the source of this 3150-nucleotide messenger RNA. RefSeq names its product proline-rich protein PRCC-like. Gene Ontology annotation, cellular component: nucleus. The transcript has a single exon. The record is from RefSeq and is a predicted model, not a curated record. NCBI's taxonomy places the organism in Eukaryota, Metazoa, Chordata, Lepidosauria, Squamata, Rhineuridae. Bases 215 to 1591 code for a protein of 458 amino acids.
CCAGGAGCCGAGUCCGAGGCGGGCGCAAGCGAGCCGCUUCGUUCGGGAGGGGUGAGGGAGCGAGAGCCCGCCCCCGCUCGGGCCUUCCUUCCGGUGGGGGCGUUGCCAUGGCGACCGCUGCGGCCUCGCGAGGUUCACGCUCCAGGGAGCGUGGUCCAGUGCGGCGGGCGCAGCCUCGGCCUUGCGUAACAGUAGGAGCCGCCGGUAGGGUGCCAUGUCCUUGGUGGCCUACGCCAGCAGCGAGGAAGAGCAGGAGGAGAAAGAGGAGGAGGAGGAGGAAGAGUGCGACGCGGCCGAGGGAGGAGGAGGAGAGGACGACGCCGGGGAGGAAGGCCUGCAGCUGGGCCGGCGCGUUGGGCUCUUCUCUGCCCUCCCGCCGCCCAAGGCGGGCCUUUUCUCUCGUUCCCCUCCGCCCUCCUCUUCCCCGCCGCCGCCGCCGCCUCUCCUUCUCUGUCUGGCUGCCGAGCCGAGCCGGGCCGCCGCCAAGCCCAACAAGAGGACGCAGCCCGUGAGGAUCGCCGCGCCUCAGCUGCGCUCGGGGGACUCAGAUUCAGAGGAAGAUGAGCCAGCAAAGAAACAGCCUUCUUGCCAGGGCCAGGGCGAGGGAUCCGGCUUGUCUGCGCUGCUUCCUCAGCCCAAAAACCUGACGGUGAAAGAGACGAACCGGCUGCUCCUGCCUUACGCUUUCUCCAGGAAAGCUGCUGCCGAGAAUCCUCCAGAGGCCAAGCCCGCCAAAGGCCCUCUGCCGCCGUCCUCCACCAGGCCACAGCUGCCUCUCAAGGCAACCUCGGCUGUGACCACCACCACAACUCCCUCCCCGUCGGCCAUCAAAGCGGCAGCCAAGAGCGCUGCCCUGCAGGUGACCAAGCAGAUCACCCAGGAAGAGAAUGACAGUGAUGAGGAGGUGGCCCCCGAGAAUUACUUCUCCCUCUCCAACUGGAGUGAUGUGCCCACCCUAGCCCCCAAGGACUAUGCCUACUCUGGCCCGGUGGUGCUGGAUGAUCUGCCCCCUGGGACAGAGCCAGGUCCUGAGCCGGAGGCCCAAGACGCUGCUGCCAACGCCCCGCUAGAGUUCAAGACGGCUCCGGGCUCCAGCUCAGCUUCCCACGGGUGGGCACCGAAGCCUGGUGAAGAGUACAGCUGGCAGGCCUACGCGCCGUAUCCUGGCUGCAGUGAGGCAGGCUGCCCUGGCCCCUAUUAUCAGCCAGAUUACUACAGCAGUGGCUACUACCAAGAAACGGACCCACCCCAGGAGAUCAGUGAUGCUGCCUCCUCCUUCAUGGACAACGAAGCGUUCAAGCGCCUGCAAGGGAAGCGCAACCGGGGGCGGGAAGAGAUUAACUUUGUGGAGAUCAAGGGGGACUACCAGCUGAGUGGGGCCCAGCAGUGGCUGACCAAGUCCUUGACGGAGGAGCAGAGUAUGAAGUCCUUCAGCAAGAAGAAAGGGGAGCAGCCCACGGGGCAGCAGCGGAGGAAACACCAGAUCACGUACCUGAUCCACCAGGCGAAAGAGCGGGAGUUGGAGCUGAAGAAGACGUGGGCUGAGAAUAAGUUCAGCAGGCGCCAAACACAGGCCAAGUACGGGUUUUAGUGCCUGUCUUGCUGCUCCGGCGCCUGGCCAGCCGGGACCCUCUGAGCCCUGAGGCAGAAGCCACCAGGCCCCCUGGCUGCGUUGCGCAAGAGGCGGAGGCCUGCUGGCGGGAGGACUCGAAGCCUUGCAUCUGCGUGGACACUGCUGCCUUUCCAACGAGGGGUAUUUGGGGGUGUGGGCACCUGAAGGUGGCAGCCGUGGGAGGGGCACGGUGUGCUCUCACUCGGCAGGAGACUUCCCUCCGAUGCCUUUUCUUCCCAGCACAGACGGUGCUCGAGCGAGAGGUGAGCCCAGCCCUUGGAGUUGCCCCUCGUUUUGCUCUUGUUUUGUGGCCCUGGCAGCCCCAGCCCCUCCCCCGGCCAUUGUGCGUUUUUCUCUCGGGUGGGGAAAGGCUGUCCCCAAGUGCUCUUGCUAUCGCUGCCCCCACCACCACCUGGUUCUUUGGGUGUCUGCGCGUUUUGUGUUCUUGACCAGACCUCUUCCCCGCCCCCAGCUAGGGAAAUUUCCUGUUUUUUGUGGGUUAGCGACAGCAGCUACUUCCAUCCUCCUCAUUCCCAUUGAAAACUGUCCUGGCGAUGCCCUCCACGGCAGCGUUCAGCAUUUCAGUAGGAAGCGCUACUGGAAGUUGUCUUGCAUGUGUUUUCUCCCCCAAAGCCAUAAGGACACAGCACUGUUACAAUACUUGGGUUUAAGUGCUAGUGGAGUUCAUGUACUUCCAGGCGGCCAGUUGCCUUUGGGGGCCUCGCAGCAGCCGGCGAGGGAUGGAGCCGGGCCCAAGACCAGCCUCACCUUUCGGCUCCACACCCACCAGAGCAGGAGUGUGGCUUCCGGGGCCUGUCCCAAGCCGCUGGUGAAAGGGGGGCCUUUCCCCCUUAAGCGUGGCGUGUGCCCUGGCAAGGACAAGCUGGCGUGCGUGUUUGUGUCUAUAUAUACACACCCGCCCGCCCUCCUUGCUCUGCUUGGGCCCUGCUGGUUCCUUCUGCUGUCAGGUUUGAUAAAGCAGACCCCGAAAGGUAUUCUCCACCUGGGGGCGCUGUUGGGUUCUCCGCUGCCGUUGUUCAAAUUGCAGGCCCGUUUCCCCUUCCUGGAGGGGGCCACCACCCUUACCUCAGAGUUGCUGGGUGUAUGAAUGAAGAUGAUGAUGAUGUGUCUGUAUUUCAGUUUUUUUAAAAAACAAUUUCUAGUUUGUCCCUAACAUUUUAGUACUUAGAGAAGCCUCUCUUUUUUUGAGUAUUCCAAAUAAAAUAACCACAAAGUUUGUUCCAGUCUGUUGUAGCCUGCUUUGUCCUAGACAGUGUGCCUCUGUGGGUAUGCAAAGUAUAUCUGCCAUGCUUGUUUGUACCAUAUAGCCUGUGUGGUUAUUAGCAAAGUGCCAAGUUUUUAUCUAUGCAAAGAACUGUCUCCAUGGAUACCAUGUGACGUGUCUAUGAGGCAGAGACCACUAUGCAAAGUUUAUAAUGUAAAAGGUAUAAAAGUGACUGGCCUCUUCUCUUGGGGGCUGCAGUCUCAUUUCAGAGACUGGGGUCUUAGUUCUGAACUAAUAAACUGCUGUUACUUUA